Messenger RNA from Clonostachys byssicola, 1086 nucleotides. NCBI's taxonomy places the organism in Eukaryota, Fungi, Ascomycota, Sordariomycetes, Hypocreales, Bionectriaceae. The record is from the annotation of a GenBank genome assembly.
AUGCGUCGACUGCGGGAAGUGACGUCUAAGGCGGUGGAUCAUCUUCAUGCCACCGCGUUGCUCCAAGCUCGAGUAUACAAACAAAAGCCAGUCCACCGCCAGAUUCCCUUCUCCGCCCCUCCCAUCACCUUGAGACCCUCAUUGUCCCAGCGCCUACAUUUCUCCUCUUCCAGUUCUUCGCCCCAGCGCCCAGAUUCAGUCACAAUGUCCAACGAGAUUGUCCACGAGACCAUCAAGGAUGGCUGGUUCCGCGAGAUCAGCGACAUGUGGCCUGGCCAGGCCAUGACCCUCAAGGUCGAGGAGGUCCUGCACCACGAGAAGAGCAAGUACCAGGAUGUGCUCAUCUUCAAGUCCACCGACUAUGGCAACGUCCUCGUCCUCGACAAUGUCAUCCAGUGCACUGAGCGCGACGAGUUCUCCUACCAGGAGAUGAUUGCCCACCUUGCCCUCAACUCCCACCCCAACCCCAAGAAGGUCCUCGUCAUUGGUGGCGGUGACGGUGGUGUCCUCCGUGAGAUUGUCAAGCACGACUGCGUUGAGGAGGCUACUCUUUGCGACAUUGAUGAGGCCGUCAUCCGCCUCUCCAAGCAGUACCUGCCUGAGAUGUCCAAGGGCUUCGACCACCCCAAGUCCAAGACCCACGUUGGCGACGGCUUCAAGUUCCUCGCUGACUACAAGAACUCCUUCGAUGUCAUCAUCACCGACUCCUCCGACCCCGAGGGCCCUGCCGAGAGCCUGUUUAAGAAGUCGUACUUCCAGCUUCUCCACGAUGCCCUGCGCGAGGGCGGUGUCAUUUCUACCCAAGGUUCUGAGAACCAAUGGCUCCACCUCGACCUGAUUGCUCGCCUCAAGAAGGACUGCAAGGAGGUGUUCCCCGUUGCCGAGUACGCCUACACCACCAUUCCCACCUACCCCUCCGGCCAGAUCGGCUUCAUGAUCUGCACCAAGGACGCCAACCGCAACGUCAAGGUCCCCGUGCGAUCCUGGACCCCCGAGGAGGAGGAGGAGAAGUGCCGCUACUACAGCGCUGAGAUCCACAAGGCCGCUUUCGUUCUGCCCACCUUUGCCAAGAAGAGACUCCAAUAA